AUGACUUGUCAAGUAAGUGCAGCAUUCAGUAACCAAGUGUUUAUUAAUUCACGACCUACAAAGGGAGUGCUUCUUCAUGGCCCACUUGGCACAGGAAAGACGUCUUUGGUGAAAGUGAGCAAUAUUAUUAGUCAAUAUUGUGAUGAAAGUGAGCAAUCUUUGCAUAAAGUGUUUGAUUCAGCUCACCAAGUUGCACCUUCUGUGGAUACAGCAGGUCAAGAGAGAUACCAUAGUUUGGCUCCUAUGUCCUAUAGAGGAGCUGCUGCUACAAUAAUUGUGUAUGAUAUUACUGACAACCCAAUUGUGCUUGUUUUGUCUUUCGAUUUUGAAAUUCUAAACAUCCUAAAACAUGUCAAUCUUGUUACUGCUGCUGUAUCAUUGAUGAGAAUGAAGCUUGUCACUUUAUAUACAGUUGAUGAGUUUGAUGCCAUAGCACCUGCAAGGAAAGAUGGGAAUGAAGAGCUAUCAAAGGGAGCAAGUAUAGUGGUGCUAAUAGGAGUGCUGAGCAUUACUGAAAUUUUCACAUUGCAGCCGUUGGCCUUCAUACUAAUGACAAUGUGA
Messenger RNA from Ziziphus jujuba (common jujube), 561 nucleotides. RefSeq lists its product as uncharacterized. Bases 1 to 561 code for a protein of 186 amino acids. Gene Ontology annotation, molecular function: GTPase activity; GTP binding. The record is from RefSeq and is a predicted model, not a curated record. The transcript is spliced from 3 exons. Gene Ontology annotation, biological process: intracellular protein transport. Gene Ontology annotation, cellular component: endosome; endocytic vesicle; endomembrane system. Lineage: Eukaryota; Viridiplantae; Streptophyta; Magnoliopsida; Rosales; Rhamnaceae.